Messenger RNA from Carassius auratus (goldfish), 3601 nucleotides. RefSeq names its product protein NLRC3-like. Bases 290 to 2833 code for a protein of 847 amino acids. The transcript is spliced from 8 exons. The record is from RefSeq and is a predicted model, not a curated record. Lineage: Eukaryota; Metazoa; Chordata; Actinopteri; Cypriniformes; Cyprinidae.
CUAAUAUUAGGCUACAUGUUGAGUGUCGUCUCUGCACUGGUGGUUACUUUGUAAAGUCCAGAGUCUGUUGGUCUGUGGUCAUGAAAUGCUAAUUCAGCUUUAAAAAAUCAAACGGAAUGGUCAGUCAAAAUAUUUAAACUGGAUUUUAUUUGUCAUGUGACAAACAACAAUGAUGGAGGUGUGUUAACAGCGAUCACAAAUCGAAAGUGCGUCAAAGACUUCCUGCUGCACACGACCGUCUGAACUACUGCAAGAUCUGCCCACAACAGGGGAACUAUAAUGAAUAUUCAUGGAUGCUCCACCAACUGAAUAUUGCACAACACUGGGUUGUGUGAAUUCAGACAGCUGCAGUAUGUCAGAGGAGCGAGGAAAGGACCCUCCGUCUGAGAUGAGUCUCUCGGAGAAACAGAGUGUAAGAUCAGGCUCACAUGUGUCCAGCUCUGUGUCUGUGAAGAGUGACCGAUCAAAGGGAUGUGAGCAACCGGAGUUCAGUGAUAAAAAAUCAUCAUCUUCCAAAAGUUUAAGAUCAGGUUCACAUGUGCCCAGCUCUGUGUCUGUGAAGAGUGACCGAUCAAAAGGAUGUGAACAACCGGAAUUCAGUGAUAAAAAAUCAUCUACCAAAAGACUUCAGGAUGAGACAUUAGAUGCAGAUGUCCAGAGUCACAGGAACAAGAAUUUGUUUGAGAAAGAUAAUCUCCUAUGGAUCUUCAAGGAUCUUGAAACAAAAAUAAUCACAUUUCUGAAGAAUGAACUGGAAAAGUUUAAGAAAAUAUUACAAAAGGAAGACAUACAAUACUUUGUGAAGCAUUUUAAUGAGAACAGAUGCAGUAUCAAAGAAGCAGCUCUUGAUCUCACACUCUACUUCCUGAGAGAGAUGAAGCAAGAUGAAGCUGCUAAUACUCUAGAAGAUGAGCUGAUCUUUGUUCAUCAGCUAAAAUGUAGCCUAAAGAAAAAGUAUCAGUGUGUUUUUGAAGGAAUUGCAAAGCAAGGUGACUCAACACUUCUGAAUAACAUCUACACAGAUCUCUAUAUCACUCAGGGUUGUAGUGAACAGAUCAAUACUGAACACGAAGUAAGACAGAUUGAAGUUACUUCCAGACAUUCUGAAUCACAAGAGAUACCAGUUGAGUGCACAAACAUGUUUAAAGCACCUGAACAAGACAAGGAGAUCAGAACUGUACUGACAAAAGGAGUUGCAGGCAUUGGGAAAUCAGUCUCUGUGCAAAAGUUUGUUUUAGAUUGGGCUGAAGAAAAAAAUAAUCAGGAUAUCAGCUUCAUAUUUCCUCUUCCUUUCCGGGAGAUGAACUUAAAGGAAAAAGAAAAACAAAGUUUGUUGGACCUUAUAACUGAGUUUUUCCCGGAGACAAAAGGAUUGAACAUUGCAAGAAGGAACCAAAAAGUCCUGUUCAUUCUUGAUGGAUUGGAUGAAUUUCGUCUUCCUCUGAAGUUUGAUGUUAAUGAGAAGUGGUCUGAUGUAUCAUCACCAGCAUCUCUGGAUGUUCUCUUGACAAACCUCAUCAAGGGAAAUCUGCUUCCUUCUGCUCUCAUCUGGAUCACCACCAGACCAGCAGCUGCCAGUAAGAUUCCUCCUGAAUGUAUAGAUCGGCUGACAGAGGUACGAGGGUUCAAUGAUGAACAGAAGGAGGAGUAUUUCAAAAAACGAUUUGAAGAUCAGAAUCAGGCCAAAGAAAUCAUUGAUCAUGUUAAAAAAUCAAAGAGUCUCUUUAUCAUGUGUCACAUUCCAGUUGUCUGCUGGAUUUCAGCCACUGUUCUCCAAAACAUUUUAGAGGAAAAAAAAAAUAAUGAUCUAGAAAACAAUCAGGCUGAUGAUGCCUCCAAAACACUUCAGGAAUCGAAUACUGAAGACACUCCUAAGACUCUGACACAGAUGUACACACACUUUCUCCGCUUUCAGAUCCUGCAGAGCAGACGAAAGUAUGAUGGAGAGUAUACACUAGAUGUUUCAUGGGAUAAAGAUGCCAUCCUUUCACUGGGAAAACUGGCAUUUCAUCAGCUGGAAAGAAACAACCUGAUCUUCUAUGAUACAGACCUGGAAGCCUGUGGUAUUGACAUCUAUAAGGCAUCAGUGUAUUCAGGCAUGUGUACCCAGAUCUUUAAGGAGGAAACUGGGAUCAUUCUUGGUACCAUGUACUGCUUUGUUCACUUGAGCAUUCAAGAGUUUAUUGCAGCCCUUUAUGCACAUAUGUUUCUAGACAUCAACAAGAAAAGUGUGUUUGUUCAUGACCCAACUAUGACUGAUUUUCUCAAGACUGCCAUGGGCGAUGCACUUAAGAGUACCAAUGGACACCUGGACCCUUUCGUUCACUUCCUUUUUGUUCUGUUACUCCAGCCCAAAUCCAAAAAAAACAUGACUGAUUUGCUCAAAACUGCAGUGGAUAAGGCACUUGAGAGUGACAAUGGACAUCUGGACCUUUUCCUUCGCUUCCUUCUCGGUUUGUCACUCCAGUCCAAUCGGCGACUCUUACGAGGUCUGUUAACUCAGCAAAAUGACAAUGACCAGAGCAAAAAGGAAAUAGUUCAGUACAUCAAGCAGAAAUUAGAAGCUAAUCUGUCUCCAGAGAGAUCCAUUAAUUUGUUCUACUGUCUGAAUGAACUGAAUGAUCAAACUCUGGUGAAAGAUAUUCAGACUCACCUUAGCAAAGGAAGUCUCUCAUCUUCUGACCUUUCUCCUGCCCAGUGGUCUGCUUUGACCUUUGUGUUGUUGACAUCAGAGAAGGAGCUGGAGGAGUUUGAGCUUCAGAAAUUCAAGAAAUCAGAUGAGUGUCUUGUUAGAUUAUUAUCAGUCAUCAAAACCUCCAAAAGAGCUCUGUAAGUCAUUAAAUGAGUUUUAUUUAGCAGCUUUUUUAUCAACAGUAUCAGGAGAACAGUGUACAUUUUUUUAUAAAACACUUUGUUCCAUAGUUAUUUUUACUCCAAUAUGAAUAUUAACUCUAAAGCCCCAUUCACACCAAGAACUAUAACUAUAAAGAUAACCAUAUUAUUGUCCACACCAGCAAACAAUAUAUGUUUAUUCUAAGCACAUGCGCGUUUGCUGCUUUAAACUCUCAAACUCGUAAAAAAGCAGGAUUGAUUCUGACUGGCUGUCAGUGUUUUUAUUGUUUAUCAGCUGGGAAAAAAUAGUUCUGAAUGUGAUUCCAACUAUAUUGUUUUUUCUGUGCCUUAAUCAUUAUAGCUGUGGUGUGAACUCUGCUAUUCUUUAAUAUUGAGAAAGAUUUUUAGAACUAUAUCUUCUUUAUCAUUAUCUUUAUAGUUAUCACGCUUGGUGUGAACGGGCCUUAAGUCUAUCAAGAACUUCUCAGUGUUGCAAUCAAUAACCUCCAUAUUCUCCACCUCAAGACACUAAAGACAGUGGAGUGCUUUCAAAUGUUUAACUCAUUGUCAAUAAAGCUGUGCUGUAUUAUAAUGUUGGUAUUCAAUCUAAUGUGAUUUUUUUCCCUUGUAGCCUGAAUAAUUGUGACUUAACAGACAGAAGCUGUUCAGCUCUGUCUACAGUUCUGGGAUCAGAUACCAAUCUGAAAGAGCUAAACCUGAACAAUAAUAAUCUGCAGGACUCAGGAGUGAAGCUGCUCUGCACUGGACU